GUGAUUGUACAGUAAAAUGGCAGACGUAAGGAUGGAAAAAGAUGCUCUUGGAGAAAUAGAAGUGCCUAACAGUAAAUUAUAUGGAGCUCAAACAGCACGUUGUCUUAAAAAUUUUCCUAUUGGUGAUCAGUAUGAACGAAUGCCCCUUAGCGUUAUUGUGGCGAUGGGUGUGUUAAAAAAAGCUGCAGCACAAGUAAACUUGGAUUUCGGACUUGAUAGGAAAAUUGCGUCCGCUAUUUCAAAUGCAGCAGACGAAGUUAUUUCAGGAAACCUCUACCAUGACCAUUUCCCUCUUGGUAUUUGGCAAACUGGAUCCGGAACACAAACCAAUAUGAAUGUCAAUGAAGUGAUAAGCAAUCGUGCAAUUGAAAUGAUGGGUGGAAUAUUAGGCUCGAAGAACCCUGUUCACCCCAAUGAUCACGUUAAUAAAGGUCAAAGCAGUAAUGACACAUUUCCUACAGCCAUGCAUAUUGCAGUUGCCCUUGAGUUAAAUAAUAGUCUUCUACCGAACUUGAAAAAGUUAAAAAAUAGCCUACAUGAAAAAAGUCAAAAGUUUAUGCCAAUUAUAAAAGUCGGGCGCACUCACACUCAAGACGCCGUUCCCUUAACCCUGGGCCAAGAACUGAGUGCUUACGUUAAGCAACUGGAAUAUGGAAUAAAUCGAAUACAAAAUACUUUGCCUCGUUUGUACGAGCUGGCGAUUGGUGGAACCGCCGUUGGAACAGGCCUAAACACCUACGUUUCUUUUGAUGAAAAAUGCGCAAAAAAAAUUGCAGAAUUAACUAAUCUUCCUUUCGUGACAGCUCCAAAUAAAUUCGAAGCAUUAGCUACGAGUGAUUCCAUGAUAGAAAUUUCUGGAGCCUUAAAUGUCGUUGCCGCUUCUUUGAUGAAGAUAGCUAAUGACAUUAGGUUUCUAGCAUCUGGUCCCCGAUGUGGAAUAGGAGAGCUAAUACUUCCAGAAAACGAGCCAGGAAGUUCUAUAAUGCCCGGCAAAAUUAAUCCGACCCAAUGUGAAGCGCUCACAAUGAUCGCAGCUCAAGUAAUGGGUAACAACGUUGCUGUUACAAUAGGCGGAUCGAAUGGUCAUUUUGAAUUAAACGUUUUUAGACCAUUGAUGGUUUCAAAUGUACUUCGAUCUAUUAGACUACUGGCUGAUGGUUCCAAUUGCUUUACCACCAAUUGCAUAGAUGGAAUGGAAGCCGAUGAGGAACGUGUGGCAUUUUUGCUUAAUCAAAGUCUUAUGUUAGUUACCGCGUUAAGUCCGCAUAUUGGUUAUGACAAAGCAGCUCAAAUUGCUCUGAAAGCUCACCACGACAGAAUGACGCUAAAGGAGUCCGCAAAAAUUUCUGGAGUUACUGAAUCCGAUUUCGAUAGCUGGGUUAAACCUGAAAACAUGUUGGGGCCAGCUGAUUACAAGAAAAAAUAAAGUGUAUCAUCGAGGAAACUUAACGAUUGAUACGGCAUUCUGUAGCGGGUGAUUCUACGAUAUAAACGUUUUAUACUUAGUUUAUUGACAAUUCCAACGAUAAGCAAUAAUUAUUUAGUUAGAUGUCCAUAAAGGAUAAUAUCAAAAUCGCUUAACGUACCUAUAGUCAACUGU
Messenger RNA from Agrilus planipennis (emerald ash borer), 1600 nucleotides. Its product is annotated as fumarate hydratase, mitochondrial-like. Bases 17 to 1426 code for a protein of 469 amino acids. Gene Ontology annotation, cellular component: tricarboxylic acid cycle heteromeric enzyme complex; mitochondrion. The transcript has a single exon. Lineage: Eukaryota; Metazoa; Arthropoda; Insecta; Coleoptera; Buprestidae. The record is from RefSeq and is a predicted model, not a curated record. Gene Ontology annotation, biological process: fumarate metabolic process; malate metabolic process; tricarboxylic acid cycle. Gene Ontology annotation, molecular function: fumarate hydratase activity.